UGGUAUGGCGUACCCAUUGGAUGGUUCGUUGCACCAACACUUUAGAUCGAUGAAGCCUAGUCAUUAUAAGGUCCAAGUUGAUUGUAUUUACGACGGACAUGAUGAUGACACUCUUCCGGUACCUACUGGAGAUGGAUUCAAUAACUUAGGCAGGGCUCUUGCUAGUUUUGUGCAAUGGCCAAUUCACUUGGUGAUUUUCGAAGAAGACGAGGAGUACUCUACUCCACGCCCAACAAAGAAGUCCAGGAGUCAGAUUUUUGAAGAGGUGGUUUGUAGCUCCAAAGAGAAGAAAAACGAAUUAAUUGUCAAAGAGAAGACAACAGAAUUAGUUGUCAAAGAUAAGACAACAGAAUUAAUUGUCAAAGAGAAGGCAACACUUGAUUUAGGGUCCAAAGAGAAGACAACACUGAAGUUAACGGCCAAGGAAAAUUCAUGCUCAAAUAAGUUGGAGUCGAAAUCGAAGUCGAAGAACUCUAAGAAAUCCAAAGAGAUGGUAGGUAGUUGUGAUCGUAAAACUGAAGAAUCAGCCGCCAAAAGUAAGAAGCAAAAUUUGGCAGACGACACAAUUCAAGGUCUUGGCCCAUCAUGCAAUUAUUUGAAGUUUAUCAUCAAUACGGCGCCCGGUGAUGUAUAUAAAAAUACUUCAAUCCCAUUGCCCGCUUCGGUUUGGCAUUAUGACGAAGAUCGACAAACUUAUGUAUAUGAGGUUGACGUUGAAGAGUUCCUUAGAGGGGCGUGCCUCAACAUUUCAGUGAUCCAAGUCUAUAUGAUGUGUUUAUUCCACGAACACACCUUUGCAUUUGACAACUCUCAGAUUGGGUUUGUUUGUCCCGAGGCAAUGUCAAGCUCUAGAAUCAAGGCCAACCCUCAGGCUGCAUCAAUGUAUUUGAAAGUAGUUUUCAAUGCUGAAAUUGAAAAGGAGAAGAAGGGUGAUCCUAACAUUACCAAGUGGUUUUUGAUCCCAUACCAUCAAGAAAAUCAUUGGAUUUUGUACGUGUUAGACCUACGUAGAGGUUGUGCGUAUAUUUUCGACUCUGCGAUAGGUUCCAACCGAGAAAAUAGUGCAUGGGGAAUCUUGUGUUUGGCAUACCAAGUGUACAAGUUUAAUGAUGGGAUUUGUCCGAAUAGAGCGACUAUGCAGGGGUUGAAAGGCUUCUAUGUAAAGGUAUAUCAUGCUUACUAA
Messenger RNA from Spinacia oleracea (spinach), 1183 nucleotides. RefSeq lists its product as uncharacterized. The coding region runs from base 5 to 1183 and encodes 392 amino acids. Lineage: Eukaryota; Viridiplantae; Streptophyta; Magnoliopsida; Caryophyllales; Amaranthaceae. The record is from RefSeq and is a predicted model, not a curated record. The transcript is spliced from 6 exons.